Messenger RNA from Penicillium olsonii, 1791 nucleotides. Lineage: Eukaryota; Fungi; Ascomycota; Eurotiomycetes; Eurotiales; Aspergillaceae. The record is from the annotation of a GenBank genome assembly.
AUGAUGGCCGAUAGCGAAAAACCCCGGAAUUCGGUCGAACCCGAGCGACCAACAACGUCGGGCUCGACCAUCUCCUCAAAUGCCUCCAGCAGCUCCUUCGAAUAUGAUCCCCAGAUCCAUCGGCUGCAGUCCCGAAACACGGAGCUCGAUUUAGAGCGCCGACAGACGAGUGCGUCGCGCGCUUUAAGCAGGACGGAGACGCAGCGGGCCCAGCAUGCCUUGACGGUGGGUGAGAGUCUCACCUCGAGGCCGUCAAAGAAACCACUUCCGCCUUUUGGUGGCGGAAAGGAGUACCCUCCAUUGCUGCCUGCGCGCGAGGACUACGUGGUGGAAUUUGAUGGACCCGAUGAUCCUCUAUAUCCGUUGAAUUGGCCGGUGAUGAGAAAGGUGUAUAUUAGUGCCAUCCUCGCAUUCACCAGUAUUUGCUCCACUUUCGACUCCGCCGUCUUCAGCUCAUCGUCCAGCAAUGUCGCAAGUCAUUUCGGCGUCGGUCUGGAGGUCGCCAUUCUCUCCAGUUCACUAUACAUCAUUGGCUAUGCGUCAGGUCCGCUGAUUUGGGCUCCUCUCUCCGAACUGCAAGGGCGUCGCAUCCCCAUCAUUAUUGCUAUGUUUGGUUUUGGCAUUUUCAACAUCGCAGUCGCAGUCUCCAAGGACUUGCAGACUUUGCUAAUCUGUCGAUUCUUCUGUGGUAUCUUCGGAAGUUGUCCGCUCGCUGUGGUCGCCGCUGUCUUCUCUGAUAUCUGGGACAAUCGAACCCGUGGUACCGCCAUUGCAUGCUUCUCGGGGACCGUUUUCCUCGGCCCACUCCUCGCGCCGUUCAUCGGUGGAUUCAUCAACAUGUCCUACCUCGGCUGGCGCUGGACCGCCUACAUUCCUGCAUUCAUGGGCUUCGGCGCCUUCGCGAUGAAUGUGCUCUUCUUGCAAGAGUCUUACCCACCGGUGGUUCUUGUGGCCAAAGCAUCGGAGCUCCGUCGCCGGACAAAGAAUUGGGGUAUUCACGCCAAGCAGGAGGAAAUCGAAGUCGAUCUUCGUGAAUUGAUCGUGAACAACUUCUCUCGUCCGCUGAAGUUGCUGUUCAACGAACCCUUGAUUCUUGCCGUCACUCUGUACCUCAGCUUUAUCUACGGCUUGCUAUACUGCUUCCUGACUGCGUAUACUCUGGUCUUCCAGCAGGUCUAUGGUAUGAAUGCCGGUGUUGGAGGUCUCCCAUUAUUUGGCAUGGUCGUGGGCCUGAUGAUUGCGGCAACAUACAUCAUUACCUCGAACAGAUGGUACAUUAAGAAACUCGAAGCCAAUGGCGGUGUGCCUAUCCCAGAAUGGCGUCUGCCCCCCGUGAUAGUCGGCGGAGCCCUCUUCGCCGCCGGACUCUUCUGGUUCGGCUGGACAGGCUUCAACGGCACUAUCCAUUGGAUUGUCCCGACCCUCAGUGGUCUCUUCACCGGCUUUGGACUUUUGAUCAUCUUCAUUCAACUGUUCAAUUACUUGAUCGAUACAUACCUCAUGUUUGCCGCAUCGGCAAUCGCAGCAAACACAUUCUGCCGAUCAAUGGUUGCAGCCAGCUUCCCACUCUUCUCCCGCCAGAUGUUCCAAGGCAUGGGCAUUCAAUGGGCAGCUACGCUUCUUGGUUGCGUGGCGGCUGUUCUCGUUCCGAUUCCCGUUGGAUUCUACUUCUUCGGAAGGCGGCUGAGAAUGAAGAGCAAGUUUGCGCCUUUCUACGAAGCUGUCCAGGAAGGACACUCUGGCGAGGAAGAGACCAGGGCUGAAGAGACUGUGGGUGAGCCACAGCGAUAA